This is a messenger RNA of Scatophagus argus, 4155 nucleotides long. RefSeq names its product centriole, cilia and spindle-associated protein b (gene ccsapb). Gene Ontology annotation, molecular function: microtubule binding. Lineage: Eukaryota; Metazoa; Chordata; Actinopteri; Scatophagidae. Gene Ontology annotation, biological process: regulation of mitotic spindle assembly. Gene Ontology annotation, cellular component: ciliary transition zone; cytoskeleton; centriole. The transcript has 4 exons. Bases 992 to 1843 code for a protein of 283 amino acids. The record is from RefSeq and is a predicted model, not a curated record.
AUUUACUGUACUCAAAAUUAGACUCGUACAGCCCUGAAUUUCUGCUGUCGGGCCUUGCACUGUUGUAGACGAGGGUCGACGGAUUGUCAGUGAGAUUUUACGGUUGGGCUUUAUAACAGCGAGCGAUGACAGGAGAUUAUCGGUACCCCAUAAUACCAUGUGAUUAACAGACUUCUAUAAAUAACACAGGCGCAUUUGUCACGAUGCUACGACGUGGAGCAACUGGAUAUUGAUUAAGAAAUACACUGACAGUUAAUAUAAUCUAGUAUUUUAUAUUAUACAGUCUGAAAUAAGAAUUAAUAUAAGCUUAUCUAAAAACACUGGGCUACAAAAACGGCGUAUUUCAGCAAUCACAAAGUAAUGUUGUAAUUACUUGUAGCACAACAGGUCAAUCCUGGAGUGGUUUCAUGCAGUCUGUGAUUGUAGCUGACCUUUAAUUUGGAGUAUUCAACAGUCGUUUACAUCGCUGGAGCCAAUCAGAGGAGGACUUGACGCUUACGUCAACGUGUUCAAGAAUUUUCUUUUGUUAGCGUCGUAUCCGUCGCCCAAAUUUCCCCCUGAGGCCAUUUUUUUUUAUAAUAAAAUGCAGAAUGAAUUUGCGGUACAAGUGUCGCAGUUUGUGUUUUACUAAAAACUAGACAUUUCUCUUCAUCUUCAGUGCAGGGAGGUGAACAAACCGGGUAGAGGAGGGCAGGAAGUAGGCGGGUUCUUUAGCUGCUCUGCUAUUGGCUUUAGCUGCCUGCGCAUUAUGGUUUAAAUGUCUGGCGGUGAUACCCAAGCUGAAAGAAAUACGUUUGAGAAAACGUUGUAGCUUGUAUAUUUUAGGGCUUUGUUUAGAGCUUAUAACGCACUGUUUCUGCAGUGUAGUAAAUAUCAGUCCACAUAGCUCACAGACCCGCUAUGCGUGUGUAACAACGCUAGCUUUUGAUAGGGUUUUUCAGCUUUGUGGUCUGCUGUUGGACUCCCUUUCAGAGAUUAUCAAAGCAACAAGAUGGUGACCAGGAGGAUCCGCUCGGAGUACAUGAAGAAAUUCAAAGACCCCAAAUGGGAGACGUACACUAAGUGUUAUGAGGAGAUGCUGAAAUACAGGCUGACACGCAGGCUGCUGGAACACACACACAACCCCUUUUUCUGGGGUGGCUCCGACUCUGAUUCAGACUCUGGAGGAAGGAGUCCCCUUCCUCCCGGUAAGAACCAGGUCCGGGCCGAAACCGGCCCAAACGGGUCAGUGGCUGAGCUGGAGGAGUGCGAGGGGGCGAGGAUGGACAGAAACACUUGGACUGUACCCAGACUUCCCCUUCAAGAGGAGGAGGAGGAGGAGGACGUCAAAGUGUCUGCUAGACAGUCAGCAGUCAGUGGUGUCGGAGAGACAAGAGUACCAGAGGAGGAGAGAGAGGAGCAGAGAGCCAACAACAGUAAACGCCCUGACAGGGAACAGGACAGAGAGAAAGACGCUGGUGGACCACAGCAGAGCAAACCCCGUAAAUCCUCAAAACAAACUUGGCGCUCCCAGCGGGUAAGGCCUGCACCAGCACAGCAGCCCAGGGAGGACAGUAAGGACAGAAGGCAUCCUUUCGCUCUGUACGGCUCAGGGGAGAAGGACGCAGACAUCGCAAGCAGGAAGACACACAAUGUUGGCCCUGCAGCUUCGACUAAUGAGAUCCACGAAUCGGCUCUGCGUGCUAAGACUCGGCGGGAGGUGGAACGGCAGAUUCAGACUCAGAGGACGGAGCGCCGGAGAGCCAAGUCUGCCGAUCUGGACAAAGCCAGAAAGGUGGUUCAACCAGAAUUCAACCCCUGGCUCACUGAGUACAUGCGCUGCUUCUCUGCUCGCUCCCGAUAGGACACACACACACACACACACACACACACACACACACACAGUCAGCAGAAUACAAAUACAAAAAUAAAGCCAUUAUUGCCUCUCAUCCCUGAAGUUUAAAUACCUGUAGAUGUAGAAAAUAGAGCACGGUGCUCUAAAAGUGUAUCACUCUUGUAUUCAGGAUGUAAACUGACCUCGAACCUCGAACUUUGAAAUUCACAGUGUGGCUUACUAUUUUACUUUUUUAUAUAGAAAUCAAUUUUAAUAUAUAUAAGAGGAAACAUUUUGCAGGGUAGAAGUGACUCUGGGAAGAAAUGAUUUGAAAUAAUUAGAUAUUUGGACGAGAAUGCAGAGCCUGAAAUGCAGCCGUACUUUGAUGCAGUCCCUUUAAAUGCAGGUUAUGUAAAAUGUGCCCAUAUUCUUAAUACAGGGAUCACAGCGGACUCUCACAGGGGUAAUGAACACACAUGGCAACAUAUCUUCUCAGAUUCCGACGCCUUCUUAAAGACGCUUUUGGUGUAAAAUGUCUGACCACAAACAUGAAGAAAUGUACAUACACUUAUUAGAAACAUAUAUAUACAAAUUCAAAUACACAAUUUGUUGAUUUGUUUAUGUUUUAAAAAAAAGUCAUCCUAAUUACAGCAGGCUCACGGUUAAUUGAAGUUUCUCAGUAUUUAUUGAUUAGGUAUUGACUGACAUAUAGAAGCAGUUAUGUUAUUAAGAGUUUUACAGCUUUUCAGAUCACUUAGUGCUUUCAGCUGGUUCUUGUGGAUUUAAUGACUUCUGUAACCAUUAAUGGAUUCAUCUCAACUGACUUGGUUUAGAAUAAGUAGUGCAUCACACUCUGUGUAAAGUCACAGUAAUGUGAGGUGGUCGUUGGAUUUUAUCAUGAGCUUAUGAGUGCUUUUACAUGUUAUUGACCUCAAACAGUUUCUUAGAAACAUUUGUGUUGUUGUUUAGUUUUGUUAAUGUCUGUGUACCCUAAUCAGUCGACCUGGUGCUACCGCAGUGUGAAAGUAGACAUAUGUGACUUUUAAAGCCAUCGGAUGACAGUAAAUUAUUGUUAUACAUUCACUGGUCUGUAGACUCUUUCCAUCAGAAAAAUGUCAUGUUAAAAAUUACCCUGAGGUUGCUUUUAAAGCCUAAAAAUCAUUAUUGUCUCUAUUGGCUUAUGCUUUAGUACUGAGAGAGGAAAGAUAAUGACAAUGGACGUGAGGCUGAUGCCUAACUUACCUGCAGUGAGAAGUACAUGAGUACAUACUGCUGAGUUACUGCCCUCUGAAGCAGUAGACCAAAUCAAACAGCACUUUGAGCUAUUUGUACAGAAAUCCUUGCUAACCAUUUAGGUUUUCAUGUUGUUCCCUCAUCAGUUGUUUCUGUAUAUUUUUUUAUAUGUUUAUGUGCGAGUGUAUUGAACAAUGUUAUUUGUGCUCACACAAGAAGACAAAAAUGGACUUUGAAUCCUUUGUGUGUUGGAUCUGUUUUCUUCACGACAUGAAAAAUCAGAUCCUUCUUGGCUUUUUUGUGUCGGCAAUCAUGAUGAAAUCAGCUCUGUGCCAUAAAGACUUUGGAUGUUUUUCUCUUUACAACUUGGAUUACUGAUGUGAAUGUUGUGGGACGAUAGGAGGGCCUGUGCUUUGCAUUUGGACAUUUAACAUUUUCUAAAUCUUUGUUUUGUUGCUGCAACUUCGAGUUCAGUAUUGAAUUACUUGCUUUUGUAAUGAUUUUGUUUUUCUGUGCUUUAAGUUAUACUACAAUAUAGGUCCAGGAACAAAUGUGAAUCUUUGUGCAAUAUUAUAAUACUUUUAAAUAUUUUAAAGUUGUUUUAGAUGUGGUGAACAAGAUAGCUAAUUCACAGUUCUUCAUUAGUUAGUUAAUGAGAUACAACUUUGUGGUUAAGAGACCUUUUAUUUUCGGUGAGGAUUUCCCAUGCGUGGAUUUUCUGGGUUUAAUUGGUAAUGUGUAACAGAAAUCCACCAAGCCCAAACAUUCCCUCGAUCAUCCCACUGAAGAAUUUGAUCAAAUGUAAAGAAGGACACACUAGAAUUGUGAUCAGUGAGGCACCACACAUACUUGUGUUGAAACGGUUGAUAAACUCAGCAGUGUGAAGUCUGGCCUUGGAGUAAAAGGAACGAGAGAGUCAGACGAGGAGUUUCUGAUGCUCCAGUCAAACUGAUUUGAUUUACUGACGGCAUAAGAGGUGUAAGUUACAAAAUACUGUAAAAUUACAUUUGGCUUUUGAGCUUGCGUGUACAUCAUCUUCAUAUUUUUAGAGAAGAAGACUGUUCAGGUCAUAUGGUGUGGUGCAAAGCUUUUAUUAAAUCACUUUACCA